Vombatus ursinus (common wombat) is the source of this 6814-nucleotide messenger RNA. RefSeq names its product tryptase-2-like. Gene Ontology annotation, molecular function: RNA polymerase II cis-regulatory region sequence-specific DNA binding; serine-type endopeptidase activity; DNA-binding transcription factor activity, RNA polymerase II-specific. Gene Ontology annotation, biological process: proteolysis; regulation of transcription by RNA polymerase II. The transcript is spliced from 4 exons. The coding region runs from base 336 to 1820 and encodes 494 amino acids. NCBI's taxonomy places the organism in Eukaryota, Metazoa, Chordata, Mammalia, Diprotodontia, Vombatidae. The record is from RefSeq and is a predicted model, not a curated record.
GGACUCUGAGCCUUGAGCUCCCUUACCCAUUGAAGCCAGAGGGCAGCUUCGCCUCCUGCACGCUUGUGUAGACUGCGCUUUUAGACUUAGUCCCAGGCCUUAGCGGGUCGGACACUUGUCUCUAUUUCGGAGUCACGUGCCCUUCAUCCUGGUCUCUAUAGCAACCACUUGACAGUGGUCCGUCGGCCUCAAUCACCCCGGAAAGGGCGGAAACCCAGACCGGAGGUUCCGGGAAAUGUAAUCUGGAAGUGGAGGGUUGUCCUUGAAGGGAACAUCUUUGAGGCAUAGAUCCUUGUGGAAUUUUGUUUUGUAUUUCUUAACUUGAACAAGCUUAAAUGGCUGUGGAAUCUAGAGAGGCUGUAGCCCUGGAUCCCCAGAAUCCAACAGUGAAAGAGAGACUUCAGGUGGUAAACAUGGAGGAAGAAGAGGAUUACCUGUGGGGAGAGAAAGGUAGCCAGAAGAGGAACAGCCCUUCCACCCAGGAGAUCUCCCGCCUGCGGUUCAGGCAGUUUGGCUAUUAUGACACCCCUGGACCCCGAGAGGCUCUGAGCAAACUCUGGGAACUUUGUCAUCAGUGGCUACGACCAGAGAUACACACGAAGGAGCAGAUUCUGGAGUUGCUGGUCCUGGAACAGUUCCUGACCAUUUUGCCAGAGGACCUGCAGACCUGGGUGAGAGAUCAGCAUCCAGAGAGUGGAGAGGAGGUGGUAAUUGUGCUGGAAGAUUUGGAGAGAGAGCUUCUUGAACCAGGACAACAGGUUGCAUCAAGCACACAGAGAGAGGCAGGGGCCUGGGAGAAGAUGGCACCCUUGAGAGCAGCACAGGAUGCACUGAAUGUCCAGCUUCAGCCUAUGGACGCCCAGAUCAAGUGCGGGUCUCCCGAGCCCCAGUUCCUGCAAGAAAGAGAUUUUGAGACUAGUAUCAAGUGGUCCUUUCCAAAACAGGAACUUCCUGAAGAAGUAGAGUCAAAGGAGAGGAUAUCUGGAAGAUUCCCAAUGGAUAUUUCCAAGGGAACCGAGAUUGGAGAAGCCUAUGAAUGUGAAGGCACUUUAGAUGAGAAGCAAGGAGACACAAUGGAGAAAAUAGAUGGAUCCCUUUCCCAGGAUGGAAUUAUGUUAGUGACCAUCCCUUCUGAAAAAACUCUGUUAGGAGACAAUGGUGAUGAGUAUGGUGAAAGUCUGAGUAGUUGCCAUAUGAGCUCAGACCUGGUUAUACAACAUAGAGGAGAGAAACCCCAUAUAUCUAAUACAAAUGACCAGAACUCUAGCCAGAAUUCGUCUUCUAGUGUACAUCAAAGAGAUCAGACUAUCAAGAAACCUUUUGAAUGUAAUGAAUGUGAGAAAACCUUUAAGCAGAACUCAGAACUUCGAAAACAUCAGAAAUGUCAUAUGGGAGUGAAACCCCACAAAUGUACUCAGUGUGGGAAAGCAUUUGGCCGUGGUUCUGAUCUUAGGAAACAUCAAAGAAUUCAUACAGGAGAGAAACCCUAUUCAUGUAGUGAAUGUGGGAAAGCCUUCAGGGGGAGCUCAGACCUUAUUCAGCAUCAAAGAAUUCACACUGGAGAUAAACCCUAUCAUUGUAGAGAAUGUGGGAAAGCCUUCAAUCAGACUUCUUCCCUUAUUCAACAUCAGAGAAUUCAUACUGGAGAGAAACCCUAUGAGUGUAAUGAAUGUGGCAGAGCUUUCAAUCAAAGCUCAGCUCUUACUCAACACCAGAGAAUUCACACUGGGGAGAAGCCCUAUUCAUGUAAAGAAUGUGGGAAACCCUUCAGGCAUUGGUCUGGCCUUAUGACACAUCGAAGAGUACACACCAAACUUUGACCCUAUGCAUAUUCUGAAUAUGACAGAUCUUCAGACAACUUGUAACUUUUGUUAAGUUUCAGAAAAAUAUAAUGGGUUUAUAACCCCAUAAAGUAAUUAUGAGCUCCUCAAGGGCAAGAUCUAUGUUUGUCUUAUUGUGUUUGGUCCUUGCCUUGUGCCAUGUGCCUAUGAGAAAUAAGGUUUAUUUUGUGAUAGAUUAAUCUGAGUAAUAAAUGGAGGAAACAUUAAUUAUUUACCUCCUCCCUUUACUUUUUAGGAAACUCAAGAAAUGUGAAAUAAAUGGGAAUGUAAUAUCUUGAGCUGGAGUUUAGUUACUCCAAGAAACUAUGGAUUGGAUACAUCAGAUUUGCUUUGCCUUUAGCCACUGUCAAGGAAUUCCUGUAUUUGUUGUUUGUCAUUGACAUCAGGGUGACAUGGAUAUUGUUAGUGACUCUCCCCCGGGUGUGAUCAUCCCAUACCUCCUUCCCUACCUCCAGUGACAUCUGUCUCUGAGGAACAGAGCUAAUGAGGAGAGUGAUUCCAAUAUUUUUUUUUCUCACGAGAAUAAUGCAGAUAGUCUGCAUGUCUCUGAAGAGGUCUGACAGUGAGGAGGGGCUAUUAGUAUGCCAAGAAAGAAAGGACAUAGACAUACUCAUAUAUUUCUUAAUGUUUGGCAUGUAAGGUAUUUACUGUUAUUUUUGUAAAUAGUUAUCUUCUAAGAGGGGAGGGCAUAUGAUUUUUGCCAUUUCACAGGUGGAACUGAUGUCCCAAGAAAAGGAGGGUUGUACUUAAGGGGACAGGUUUGGGUGCCCAGAGCCCCCUCCUCAGGUUGUACAGUAUAGACAGGUAAGUCCUCUGAGAUGAAUUAGGGACAGUUUCUUUUUAAAGGGUCCAAACAGAAAGCUGUUGGACUGGAGAACUAAAGAGUAACAAAUAUAGGGCUUCACAAAGUUUUUUAUUUCUGUUCAAGAAGAGAGGACUGGGCCUUGAGCCAGGUAGAAAGGAUGUUUAAUUUAAUAAGUAAUUCUGAUCUCAGUUAUUGAUCCCUCCCCACUUCACGCCUUCCAUUAGCCAGAAGUUAUCUUGAAGCUUGACCAAACUCAGACCUUGUGGUCCUUUUCCUGAGGAGCGCACCUUUCUGUCUUCCUGGCCCAAUGGGACAUCUCACUUCCUUAUUACUUUCUUCAGGGAGAGGGUGGUUUGAGAUUUUCUGUUUUCUCUCAGGUCAGUGCUGAAAAACUGUGAUUUGGAAGAGUAUUCACUGGCUCAGUUCCUGGAGUGGGUACCUAGUGUAUAGAAACACUGGGCCCCUCUGACCUGAGAAGGUAGAGAAGACGCUGUCUAGCUUCUCUGCUUCUGGAAGUCACAUUUUUCCAUGUUGCUCUGAGUUUGGCUUGACUGACUUCAUUUUUCUUCUGUAGACUUUUCCAACUACAGUCUCGGAAAGGGAUUUUACCUUUUACCUCUUCUUUGAUCAACCAGUGCUAUGAAAACUAUUCCUAGUGAGGAAAGGAGUGUGAAUGUGCUGUGUGCAUAUAUGUAUUGUAAGCACAUGUGUAUAUUUGUUGUCCAUUCACUAUUUUUGUUCUUUUCAUUGCCUACCUUACCCUUAUUCCUGCAUUGGAUAGAAUGGAAAGUCCUUGAGAUCUCAUUUUUUAAAACAUGAGUUGUCUCCCGGCAUCAGAAUCUUUUGCCAUUGUUCAGUCCUUCCUGUUAUGUGUUGGUGAAGUUAGGAGGAUGUGGCCCUGGGAAUUGGGAGGUGGGUGAUUUGGUAACCACACCAGUAGAACUCAACUUGGACAUGCUACCUAGCUCACUGAUGAAUGGAUAUCAUGCUUGCAGUGGCACCUGAUAAGUCCUGGACUUGGGUUUGGGAAGUGCACAUAAGGAAAGCAUCCCUCCACUAAUACAGGGAAAUGGCAUCGUGGUGAGUGUGUUGGAAUGGUCAGCAGUUUCUCAAUUUAGAAAUACUUGUUUUUAGACCAAUUAGUCCACAUCAUUAAUACCUGUCCAGGAUGUGAACGUAUCAAGCAUAGGACCAAAGGAAAAAGACUAAAAGCAUAAUAGGGUUAUGGUCAAAUCCUGAGUAACUAUGGAAUUGUAAGGAGCCACCAUGUUGUUUUUGCUGGAGACAGGAGUUGGUGGUAGUUGGAGUCUACAGUGAGAACUGAGGUCUGGGGUUUAGAGUUGGAGGGGGUAGGCUGUCCCAUCUUUAGCUCUGUUAAUCUAGUUCUUGGAUAUAACAUGUUCUGAAGCAUUUUUUAGAUGCUGAGUCAACCAGGCUUUCUCCCAAGGCAUGUGAUUUUUCUGUGGAGAGAACAGGUGAGACGUGAGAUAAGGAAGAGAUUGAAAGCUAUAAGGAACCCUAAAUCUCAGAAGUCAUAGAAUCACUGAGCCUAAGAGUUUGGCAUCUCAGAAAUUAGUCCCAUACUUGAUUGAGAAUUCUUGCUACAAUAUCCAUGAAAACCUCUGGGGACCUCUAGUGAGAGAAAACCCAUUCAUUACCUUCAGAGGCAAUCCCUACUACUUUUGUACAUCCAUAACUAGAAGUUUUUGCUGACAUCAAAUGUAAAUAUCUCUGCAGAUUCUGCCCCUGAGGCCAAUCUGAUUAAAUCUAAUCCAUCUUCCACUUGACAGGCCUUCAGAUACUUGAUAAUUACCAUGUUACUUCAACAGAUCCUUUUGGGCGUCUUUAGUUUUUCAUCUUGGGUGCCCUCUUCUGCAUAUGCCACAUCUUGUACAUGUCCUCAAAACCUAUUGUAUCUCCUUGUUUCAUUAGCGGCAGGCUUCAUUAGAGGUGCUUAGGCUGGCAAGACUUUAUUCUUUAUCUUUGAUAAAGCUAUGCUGGCACCUAAAACUGAACAUAAUACUCCAGAUAUGAUCCAUUUAAAGCCGAGGGCAACAGAACUUUUACUGUCUGGAUUGAUACUGAUCUUGUCAGUGAAGCUUAGUAUAGCAUUGGCUUUUUUGACUGCUGUUGGAGUGCUAACUCUUAUUGGACUUAUGGUUCACUGGAACCUUCAGAUUUGUGUAUGUGUGCGUGUGAACCGAUGCUUACCUGUUCUCUACUUGAGAAAUUGGUGGUUUUGAACAAAGUGUGGAACUUUAUUUUGAUCCAUGUGAAGUUUCAUCUUAUUUGACUUAAGCCAUUAUAUUGUCUUGUCAAAGGUCUUUUUGUAAACUAAAUCUGUCAUCCAACAGGUUAGCUGUUCUUCUGAGCUUUGUGCCAUCUACAAAUUUGACAAACAUACCUUCUUUGUCUUCUUACAAGUUAUUGAUGAAAUGUGGAAGAGCUUAGGGUCAAGGACAGAUGGCUGAGACAGUCUGCUGGAGAUCCCCUUUCAAGUUGAUGCUCCAUUGGUGACUAUUUUUUUGGGUCUGUUCAGAUCCACUUACCUGUACUGUUACAUAGUCCAUGCCUCUCCAUCUUGUCCCCAGAGAUAAUGUGAGAACCUUUGCUAAAUGCUUUGUUCAGAUCUAGCAAUUCUAAUAAACUGUAUCUACAUCAUUCCCCUGAUCUACCAGUCUAAUUACCUUCAGUAGAGGCAGUGAGCUUAGGCUGGCAGGAUUCCAUUCUUUAUUCUUGAUAAAGCUAUUGCUGGCUUUUAGUAAUCUCUUUUUUUUGUUAUCAGUGCUUGUGAAAUAUCUCUUUAAUAGUGUUUUAGAAUAUUGUUAAGAAAAAAAGUCAAGCUCUCUGUCCUGUUCUUGCAGACUCCGGUCUCAUCUCUUUUUUUGAAAAUUGGGAACAUUUGCUCUUGUCUUAUGAGACUCAUUUACAACUUUACAAAUAGAUUGCAGAAUUAGAGAAGGAUGGAGCUUAGGUAAUUCAAGAAUCAUUGUUGUCAUGGAAAUUUAGGGUAGAGUGUGGCAAAUAAAUUAAAUUUGGAUGGGUCAAAAUGGUUUAUGAUACAGUGAAGUUCAGCAGAGAAGGGUGUGGGUAGAUAGCAUUCAGCCAGGGCUAGAGUCCCAUGGGGGCUGGCUCCCUUAUCCCCUCCAUCUUAAGCCACACUAGGGUAGCAUGCUGGGUGGUAGCCCAGAUAAGCAGAGGAUUUGGGCUCUGCUCAAAGGCAUGGCACUUUUAGGGCCUUGGGUUUACAUGGAGUCUUCAGACAAAGUGCUUGCUUUGGCAGUUGUCACAUUGCUGGUGAGGUGAUAGGGUCAGGGAACAUGGAUUAGCAUCUAAAGUAGAGUUCCUAAAAAUUAACUAGGAAGGCCAACUCAGGAUGAGGAAGGUAGAAUUCUAACUUUGUUGUAUCAGCGAGUUUGUGGGAGAGCUUCUGCAACCAGUUCUAACUAGAACUGUGUGCAAUUAAGGUUUAACCUUACCCAGCAAUGUGUAACAGCUGACAUGCUUAGGAGAGUGGGGCCAUGGAGUCUUCUAGUCAUUCAUUUGUACUCUCCAAAAUAUAUGAAGAAAAGAAAUUGCAUAAGAAAAAUUUUCAAAAUUAUUGGAUAUGGGACAGACUGCAUAUCACCAGAAUCCAUUGGAUGCUGACAAUAACCAAUUCCAGAUUCAACUCACACAGAUCUGUUAUUGUUAAUUAUAGAGCUACAGGAAUAACAUGACUACAAGUAAAUAAGUAGAAAAAACUCACCUUCAAAGAACAGCAAUUUGAGUUUUUCACCUCAGAUGAGAAAAGACAGAAUUUCAAUAUGAUAUAUAAAAAAUUAAGGAAAAUUGGACAUCAUCCCAAGACCUAUCGUACUCUUCUGCUAAAUUUCAUAUACUAUUUAAUACUUUCCUCUAAAAAUGGGCAUUUGGAACCCCCACAGCUGUUACAAGAAUUUCUACAGGAGUAAGCCCUCUUUAAGGACUUUGAUAUGUAAAUCAACCCAGAAACAGAACUUCAACAGGUAAAUCCUAAAAAAACCCCCAAACUUUACAGAUGUGAAUGACUAAUUGAUAACAAUGUAAAUUCUGAGUUGGGUUUAACAGAUGUGUUAUGAUGUAUAAUUGUCUCAAAGUGUGGGGAGAUUACUUUGGGAGGGGACAUCAAAAUAAACAUUAUCCUUAG